CACCUUCUCAACAUAGACCAAAAUCCCCUUUAUCCUUUUUCAAUUUGGGGUUCUGAUCUCCCUUUCUUUGCAUUACAAAUAGCUUUCUUCUACACUUCACUUCCACUUCGACAUCACAUUUAAUAUCGAUCUUGAAGCUGUAGUUUGUCUUAUGGUAUAUAUACCAGAAAUUCGAAAUGGAUUUGGAACAAAAGAAUCUCAUCAAUGAACUGUCUCAGGGGAAAGAGUUAGCAGAACAGCUAAGAAACCAUCUUAACCCUUCAUCUUCACUUGAAACUCGUUUGUUCUUAGUUGAUAAGCUACUUUCUUCCUAUGAGAAAGCACUUUGUUUGCUUAAUUGGGUUGAAUUGUCACAUUCAUAUCCUAAUUCUACCCCAACUACUGACGUCUCUCUUCAACCUUCCAAAAAGAAAAGGAAAACACAAAUUCGUUGUACUGAAGAAGUGAAGGUUUGUUCAGGAACAGGAGCCCAAGCUGGGCCACCUGACGAUGGUUAUAGCUGGAGAAAGUAUGGUCAAAAAGAUAUUCUUGGAGCUAAUUUUCCAAGGGGAUACUUCAGAUGCAUUCACCGUCACUCACAAGGUUGUCUGGCUAUAAAGCAAGUUCAAAGAUCCGACCAAGAUCCUUCGAUUUUUGAAGUGACGUACAGAGGAAGACAUACUUGUGUCCAGGCCUCUCAUUUUACUUCAGUAAAUGAAAAUUCCAUCCAAAACAAAGAUCAUCAUCAUCAACAACAAAUAGCAAAAGAGGUGAAAACACAGGAUUUGGAAAUUAAGAAAGAAAGUUUUCCAUCCCUUUCCUUCCUGGAUGAAUUAAAUGAGAGUGAUGAGUCCAACAAUUUCGCAGCGAGUCUUUCUCCGACAUCUGAUCAAUCGAACUAUUUCUCAGACAGCUAUGGAAUAAGUUUGAAUGUUCGUACUCCGGACUCGAAUCUCAUUGACAUAAUUUCAACAUCAAAUUCAGUUGCCAAUUCACCAAUUGGAGAUUUGGAUUUCUCUAAUUUCGACUUUGAGAUCGAACCCAAUUUCCAGUUUGAUAAUUUGGAAUUCUUUGCUUAGCCGUGAUACCCAACAUUAGUACCUACUCGUAAGUCUUAAACAAAGUGAUAGACAAGAAAUUUUCCACUUAAUAGUUGGCCAAAUUUUUUAUUCAAAUAAUAUAUUUUUGGUAAGUUCAGGAGUAUCGCACCGAUUAUUGUAAUUCUUUUUUUCAUCUGCUGUAUAUCUUGAAUGCAGUAAAACUCAAAUUGAACAAAUGUACAAUUACUAAUAAAUUUAAUAUAUCUUGUUCAAGUUCGUUAAGAGACAAAAAA
This is a messenger RNA of Jatropha curcas, 1312 nucleotides long. RefSeq names its product WRKY DNA-binding protein 46 (gene WRKY46). Lineage: Eukaryota; Viridiplantae; Streptophyta; Magnoliopsida; Malpighiales; Euphorbiaceae. Gene Ontology annotation, molecular function: DNA-binding transcription factor activity; transcription cis-regulatory region binding. Gene Ontology annotation, cellular component: nucleus. Gene Ontology annotation, biological process: regulation of DNA-templated transcription. The record is from RefSeq and is a predicted model, not a curated record.